Molecule: messenger RNA, 834 nt
Organism: Microsporum canis CBS 113480
Lineage: Eukaryota; Fungi; Ascomycota; Eurotiomycetes; Onygenales; Arthrodermataceae
Exons: 5
Coding region: 1-834 (277 amino acids)
Molecular function (GO): peptidyl-prolyl cis-trans isomerase activity
Source: RefSeq, a predicted model, not a curated record
AUGGGUGUCACAAAAUACGUUUUAGUCGACGGCAGUGGUGACCAUCCAGCCCCAAAUGACAAGGUGAGGGCGCCAUACUUAUGCUACCUAUGGGGCGGCCAAAAUCAGCAGAGCUACCACGAAGAAAAACAGCUUAUUAUCCACGGAGACCAGGGUUACAAAGAAUUCCGUAUUGAGGACGGAAGCGUGAUUUCUGGUAGAUUCAAGGAGGGCGUCUCUCAUAUGAGGCUCGGUGAAAAAAGCUUGCUUUUUAUCACUAGUGACUGCGCAUAUGGUGAUAACAUCGUUCAUAUAGAGAGUAUUACCCGGGCGAAGCCUAGUUUGGGGAUAUAUGGCUGCACUUUCAAAGGUUGCUUUUGCCUCUUUGGUAAUCCCAACGCCUGGGUUACUCAUGAAAGCGAAAACCACUCUGUACGAGAGAGCUGGCGGUGCCCCGUGGGUAUUGAGAGUGGAAAAGAAUGUGCGAGACUAUUUGAACGUUCUCAAGGAUUUAAACAACAUCUAAAGGAGGACCAUAAGCUUGAAUUAGAGGAAGAGUUUAUUAACAUCUGCUAUAUUGGAGGUGAUUAUCAGCGUCGGUUUUGGUGUGGCUUCUGCAGAAAGGCUUAUCCAGUAGUGGAAGAGGGGUUUGCAGCAAUAGCUGAGAGACGCAGGCAUAUCUGUGGCCACUUUGAGGAUGGGCAGAGUAUUAUAGAGUGGGUGGAUGCUGGAGGUUACGAGCCAAAUUGGGCCAGUGCUUCUGACGGGGUAUUCCAAGUUGUUGGCUUUCCCCCGUUUGAGUGUGCGAUUCUUAAAGAGGGGGUGAUAUCCAAGGCUCGAGCUACUGGAUAUUAA